Messenger RNA from Penicillium angulare, 1188 nucleotides. RefSeq names its product GPI-anchored transamidase. Gene Ontology annotation, molecular function: GPI-anchor transamidase activity. The coding region runs from base 1 to 1188 and encodes 395 amino acids. NCBI's taxonomy places the organism in Eukaryota, Fungi, Ascomycota, Eurotiomycetes, Eurotiales, Aspergillaceae. The transcript has a single exon. Gene Ontology annotation, cellular component: GPI-anchor transamidase complex. The record is from RefSeq and is a predicted model, not a curated record. Gene Ontology annotation, biological process: attachment of GPI anchor to protein; protein localization to cell surface; proteolysis.
AUGAUAUCGCUGGUUUCCCGCUCCUUGCAGCUCCUGCUGCUACUCCUCAUUGCCUGCGCAGCCACCGCCGAACACACCUCCAACUGGGCGGUCCUGGUCUCCACCUCAAGAUUCUGGUUCAACUACCGUCACCUCGCCAAUGUCUUGUCCCUAUACCGAACCGUCAAGCGGCUCGGCAUUCCCGACUCACAGAUCAUUCUCAUGUUACCCGAUGACAUGGCGUGCAACCCUCGAAACGCCUUCCCCGGAACCGUCUAUAGUAACGCGGAUCGCGCUGUCGAUCUCUAUGGCGACAAUAUUGAGGUGGACUACAGGGGCUACGAAGUAACUGUGGAGAACUUUAUUCGCCUUUUGACCGACCGACUCGACGAAGAUGUUCCACGGAGCAAGAGGCUCGGCUCUGAUGCUGGUAGCAAUGUGCUUGUUUAUAUGACUGGGCAUGGGGGUGAUCAAUUCUUAAAAUUCCAGGAUGCGGAGGAGAUCGGCGCGUGGGAUCUGGCAGACGCUUUUGGUCAGAUGUGGGAGAAGAAGCGGUACCAUGAAUUGCUCUUCAUGAUCGAUACUUGCCAGGCAAACACUAUGUAUACGCACUUUUAUUCCCCUAAUAUUGUUGCGACGGGAUCCAGUGAGCUUGAUCAGUCUUCGUACUCGCAUCACGCAGACAACGAUGUUGGGGUUGCGGUGAUUGAUCGAUGGACUUAUUAUGUGCUUGAAUUCCUCGAGACUCAAGUGACAAGUGCCAAUUCAAAGCUGAAUCUCGGUGAUCUGUUUGAUUCGUAUGACGAAUCUAAAAUUCAUUCGCAGCCCGGCGUGCGUUGGGAUCUGUUCCCUGGCGGAGAACCAGAAGGUCGUCUCCGAACCGUUGUGGAUUUCUUCGGUAAUGUCCAGAAUGUUGAGGUUGAGAACGCCAAUGCAACAGACCCAGGCUCUCUCAAAGAAGACCUGGCUGAGAUUGCGAAGUUGGUUGAGAAAUGGCAAAAGCGUGAUGAAGAAUACUCUGCUAUUCUUAACAACUCUACCCAGCAAACAGACAACAGAGCUUCGUCUUCGGUGCAUCUGAGCCAAAAGAAGACUGUUGGCCCCACACGUAUGACCGAUGAGAGCAGCUGGGGCAAGCGCCUAGUGGGACUAUCUGUAAUUGGAGCAUGCACUGCAAUCUGGGUGGCUGGUUCGUAUUUGGGUCGCUGA